Molecule: messenger RNA, 4423 nt
Organism: Trichogramma pretiosum
Lineage: Eukaryota; Metazoa; Arthropoda; Insecta; Hymenoptera; Trichogrammatidae
Product: synaptic vesicle glycoprotein 2B-like
Exons: 13
Coding region: 1558-3792 (744 amino acids)
Biological process (GO): transmembrane transport
Cellular component (GO): membrane
Molecular function (GO): transmembrane transporter activity
Source: RefSeq, a predicted model, not a curated record
UCUCUCUCUUCUCAUAUAUAAUAAUAAACCGAGUGGAGCAGCAGCAGCAGCUCGUACAGAGCUUUGCGCUAUAGACUCUCUCUGCUCUGCUCGCUCGUGUGUGUACAUCCGUGUGAAUAUCAGUGUGUGUGCGUGUGUAAAAUAUCUGCGCGCUGUCGUAUGUGGUACAGGUCGGAUUCCAAUGGCCGAAGAAGAAUCAUCAUCGCACUGCAACAACUCGUCGGUAGCAGCAGCAGCAGCAGCAGCAGCAGCUCGUCGUCGCAGUAGUUGUAGCACAAGUAGUAGUGGUAGCUGUAGCGGCAGCGGCAGCGUUACUACUGCAUCGGCAGCAGCAGCUCGAUCGUCCAACAACGACUGCGUCAACAAACAACCGCAGCAGCAACAACAACAGCGUCGAAACAGCAGCGGUCAGCAACAACAGCAACAGCAACCAAUUCCAGCCUGACGCGGUGUCAAUUGUUACAGCAACAACAACAUCAACAUCAACAAUAAUUUCGUCUCGGCCCAGAAGAAGAGACAUCAUCAGUUGCAGCAGCAGCAGAAGAGACCACCGUUGGCGCGGCUGUUCCAGCUGCUGGUGAGGCUGUUUCUCGGCGUGGUCGCGGCCAUCAGGCGGCCGGUCCUCGAGCGCAAGGCCCAGCUCGCCGCGAAACUGCGACGCAGACCUGGCAGAUACUGCCUGCGCAUACUGCCCCGCAAGACUUGACUCUUUCGCGAGUGCGCUUGUAUCUUGGUGGUUUGGGGUAAACUGCUUCGUUUUUCUCUCAUUUUUUUUCAUCGCGACAUAUUGCUUGUAACACACGCUGUGUGCUGCUGUGCUACGCGUUGAUCAUCGUAUUAUUAUAAUACGUUAUCGCGUAUAUGGCGCACGGCUGCGCGCGACUAUACUACACAACUAUUUGGAUGGACCGUGCAGUAAAGCAGCAGCAGCAGCAGCGGCUGCGAAUAGCUCACAUACAUAUGUAAGCGUGUGUACUAGAUAUGAAGCGUAACGAUAGUUUCCAGCCUGCUUGUGUCUGUGCGCCGUCGAUUUUGUGCAUUUAAGUGCGACCGUGUGUGCGUGUGUGCGAGUGCCGUGUGCAUACAGCAGCAUAGUUAUAGCCCUAGCUUAGAGGGGGACUCCGUGUAAUAGCGUGUAAUUGUAUUAUCGACUGUUUAAUUCGUUUUUUCCCGUGGCGUAUUUGUACGAAGAGAGAAAGAUAGACGUCACCGAGCGACUCACCUGUGUGACCCCCCUUGACUGCGCCAACGUACGCAAGUUAUUUACUCCAGACAGUGUAGCAAGAGAAUAAAAGGAAAAUUGGAUCAGCCCAGUGAAGAGUAUCAACGCGAACUCAGACCCGGUCGACAUAAAAUCUCUCUUCUCUUUCUCUCACUGUUGCUCGUGUGCGUCGCCAUCGGCCGAUCGGCUCUCGACGUCGCCGCCGCCUCACACGUGGCUCGUCCGUUAAUACAUACUAUACAGCACGACUGCCGUAUACAGAGAGAAAGCCGAGGGAGUGAAAUAAGUGGAACUACGAGCGGCGCAUUCAUUAAGCCAGAUGGUUCGUGGCAGUGAUGCCCUCGUCGGAGGAGGAAAGCCUGUGGCUGGUGGGCAGCGAGGCAGGCGCCCAACAACAGCAGCAGCAUCCCUAUCAAAAUCGUUCCGGCCAGCAGCAGCAACAACAAAAACAACAAGCAGCAGCGGUCGCGGCGCGUGUCGCGGGCUAUCAGCAACCGACGUCAACGGCCUUUCGACUCUCCAGAGGUCUGCAGCCUUUUAAUCACAAUCAUCGCUCGUACACCGAAGAAAUGCAGCAGCAACAACAACAGCAAUCGGCCAACAGCGGCAACUCGGCCGGUGCUACCGCCGUUGUGGCUGAUCAACAGCAGCAGCAGCAGCUGGAACAACAGCAACAACAGAAUUCCGUCGCUGCGGCGGGACCGGCCAACGGAGCCGGUGGUGGUGGUGGCGGAGACUCGGCCGAACAGCACGAUCUCAUCGACAACGCCAGCGACGCGGCGCUACUCGCCCAAUUUCACGAGGAUGCCAUAAAACAGGCUGGAGUUGGCUACUUUCAACUGAUCGCCUUGCUGUACGUGGGCCUGUGUCUCGCCGCCGACACGGUGGAAUUUUUCGUCGUCCCCUACAUACUUCCGAGCGCCGAGGUCGAGCUGUGCAUCGAAGACAACGAAAAGGGAUGGCUAGGCAACAUCACUCUGGUGGGCCUCGCCAUAGGCGGAAUAUGCUGGGGCGGACUCGGGGAUCGGCUCGGGCGAAGACGAUCGCUGAUCUCGGCCAUGGCCGUGCACUCGCUGUUCAGCGGCGUGGCCACCUUCAUGCCCACCUACGGCACCUUCAUGACAACCAGAUUCUGCUCGGCCGUCGGCGUCGGCGGCUCGCUGCCCCUGGCCUUCAUCUAUCUCGCCGAGUGCUGUCCGCGGGCGUCGCGCGGCAAGUGGAUCGGCAUGCUGAUCGGGGCGGGCGCCCUGGGCGGCGUCUACGCGGCCCUCCUCGCCUGGGCCGUCGUGCCGACGACCGGCGAGAUGGUCGUGCUCGAGAACACCGAGCACUUCAGCGCCUGGCAUCGCUUCCUGCUGUUCUGCUGUCUGCCCGCGUUCUGCGCCACGGUCGGCCUCAUCUUCUUGCCCGAGAGCCCGAGGUACCUCGUCGAGGCGGGCCGCGACGUCGACGCCAUGAUGGUCUAUCAGAAAAUAUACAAGAAAAAUAAUGCACAAAAGAAUGCCGCGGGGGCCCAGUAUCAGCUUUCCGAACUCGAGCUUCCAAACAAGAGACCGCGUGGACUGCCUCCACCGUCUCCAGCUAAUCAUAACACGAGCGUCCUGGCGGACAUCAUGUGCUCCAUCGAAAUGUUUUGGAGUUCUUUCCUGGAGUUAUUCGCGACUCCUUACUUAAAAGUAACCGUAGUACUUCUAGUCAUUUGGUCAGCUACAGCCUUUGGUUUGUAUGGAUUAAUGGUAUGGUGUCCUGAGUAUCUCAAACUCUUACGGUCAAUAGAUUAUCAAGCCCACACAGAAAGAUUUGUCGGUGUAGAAUACAACGGAAAAACAUUCAAUGGUUCCUUGGAAAAUCGUCAAUAUAGAGAUUCAAGAUUUCAGAAUUGCAAAUUUAUUAAAAUGGUAUUUAGUCAUGUUGACUUUGAUAACUGCACAUUUCAGUCGGUGGAAUUUAGUAGUAUAAAAUCGAGUAAAACGCACUUUACUAAUAGUACAAUUGUUGAUUCAAGAUUCAUCGAUACCGAUCUCUCCGAGCAAGCUUUCGUCGAUUGCCACACUGAAAACGUUACACAGCUAAGUCUACGUGGUCCAUGUCCUACCCUUGAUUUAGAUUAUAAUAUAUAUAUCGAAGAAGCGCUGCACGGUCAUCUCGCGGCUCUACUAGCAUUUGUACCAGCCGCUGCAUUGGCUGGAUUAGCGCUUACAGUUCUUCAGCGGCCAAAAAUGAUAGGUGUAUCGUUGUUCCUCUCUUCCAUAGCUGCGCUUUGUCUGAUGUUGGUGAGUUCGAAUAGCGGAGCUGUUUUAGGUUUCGAAAGCGGCUUCAUAGCUAUAUUCGCCAUCGCCUGGACGGCUUUGACAUUAGUGACAGUCGAGUGUUAUCCUACUCAUCUUAGAUGUACUGGCUUUGGUUUGAUGGCUGCGGCCAUUAGAAUAUCGGGUCUGAUAGGCACGGCAACUUAUCAGAGCCUCGUGAACGCGCCCUUGGUCGCGCCGUCGCUACUGACUGCAUCGGCGCUGUUCAUCGCCAGUAUCGCAACGCUCAAAUUGCCGCAAACGCAUACGGUCUUCUUGUAAAGCUGUUGAAAUAUAUGGUAUACGAUUAUCGAGACUUUCGAGGAAGCCACGCGAUGCGCGGAAAUAACGUGAGAUUCGAAUCCAAAGAAAAUUUGGUUUUUAAUUAAGAUGUGUGCGACGAUUUGUACACGAAAUUGCGUGAAUGCGAGUAUAGUCGUGAAUUACUUGGACUGGAUUAAAAAAACCAAGCCAAUUACACGGAGAGCAAUGCAGCAGAAGGGACGUUUUGUAAUUAUAACUGUUCUUUAUUUUAAAAGACAUAAACGUAUCAAACUAUGUGGCAACUCUGCCGAAAUUCAGUAAGUGUGAAUGUGUAUAAAUCGAGAUCGUAGAAGAAGCUCGAAGGUGAUAUUUUGUGCUGAUUAUUAUUUUAUUUUGCGUUAAAGGUGAUAAACUGAGAUUUUACGAUGAAAUGAUAGUUCUCGAGCCUUCGAUUAGUAAUACGAUGGAAAAAAACUAUUAUUUUUCAUAAUUUGUACUUUUUACUGUAUUCUCAUCGAUGGUGAGAACUAAUUUAUCGUGUUUUGUAUUAUGUAAUAAAAUUAUUUGUGUGAAUGUAAAACUUGUUGCAGAUUUAGCUCGAUAGAGAAACGCACAUACCUUUUGUGACAUUGCCAAGUGUAUAGGGAAA